Molecule: messenger RNA, 885 nt
Organism: Melampsora larici-populina 98AG31
Lineage: Eukaryota; Fungi; Basidiomycota; Pucciniomycetes; Pucciniales; Melampsoraceae
Exons: 6
Coding region: 1-885 (294 amino acids)
Source: RefSeq, a predicted model, not a curated record
AUGACUCUUGGUGGUAGUUAUGAUAUGGCUGGUGUUUGGAGACCUGAUCUUGGUUCAGGUACAGCUACAGUUUAUUUCGAUAAACUAAAUCCUUAUAACCAAUCACUUUAUUCAAAUUAUUAUGGAUCAUAUGGAGAUCUUUUAGAAUAUGAGCAUGCUUUAAGAUUAGCUCGUGAUUUAUCCGAAGACGAAAGAUUAAGUAGGUGGCAACAAAGAUUAGCCUUUGAGGAAUUAGAACAUGAACAAAGGAUGCGUAGAUACGAAAGAAUGAGUGAAAUCGAACGUCAAAGACUCGGUCUGGUUGGACGCUCUUGGUGGGCAGGUCGAUAUGGAGUAGGUCAUCAUCGAAAUGGAGGAUGGAGAGAAAGGUUUGGAGAUAGAUUAACAACUUGGACAUCAGAUCGAUUACCACUUUCGUCUACUCUCGGUCAUCGAUAUGGAUCAAUGAGAGGAUUGAAUGAUAGUUUAAGAAGAGCAAACCACAGAGUAGAAGAAAGUUUAUAUAGAGCUCAAGAUGAGAUUGAUAAAGCUUUCUAUGUUGCUCAAGAAGAUGAAUUAUUUGAUGCGAUGAGACGACAAGAUCGAGAACGUGAACGUGGUCGAGAAGUUGAAGAGGAAUUAUAUGAUAUGGUUGAGGAACAAAGAUUAGAAAGGAUGAGGGAAGAGGACCGAUUAGAACGUCAAGCAUAUGAAGCGAGAUAUAUUGAAGAACGUUUAGAUGAUCAGAUUUUAGAAAACCGAGUAUUAGAAGAUCGACUUUAUGAUGAUGAGGAUCGAUUAUAUAAUGCAUCAGAUUCUAGGUAUCGUGAAGCAGAAUUAGAUUGUUAUGAAAGGGAACAUUUGGUUAAAUCUUCGAUUACAUCCGGUCUCAAUGCACAAUCCUGA